AUGCUCACGAAACAACGAGCUCAGACCAAAAUCGAAUUCGUUAAACUGAUCGGAUCACAAUUCCACGUACGCAAAGCGGCUCUUGAAUUUGCUGGCAAUUGUAUAGAAAAGGAAUCGGAACCGGUGUCCACAGCCCCUACCGUGGAGGCAAGAGAUCUGGACUCAUUCCCGUGGUUGAUUUUUUUUGGAGUGCUCAUUUUACUCAUUUUGCUCUCUAUUCUGAUUUGUACCGUAUGCAGUGCGAUAAGAAAAAACAAGAAGAAGGUGAAUAUGGAAAAACCCUCUGACUACAUGAGUAAAGGCAUGCCAGUGGUAUUUCCGGAGGAAGUAGCCGAAGAUUUUGAAAUGGCACACGCUGCAACUCCAAUGUUGACUAAAGAAGAACGUCCUCCACUCAAGGUAUCACAACACGAGAAUCCUCUCUACAAACCACCACCUCCGUUGGCAGCAGCGUCACCGCGGCUCGGUGCAACUAGCACUGUGCCAAAUCAGAGAAUGCCUCCAACUUAUGUGCCUCCUUGA
Messenger RNA from Angiostrongylus costaricensis, 522 nucleotides. NCBI's taxonomy places the organism in Eukaryota, Metazoa, Nematoda, Chromadorea, Rhabditida, Metastrongylidae. The record is from the annotation of a GenBank genome assembly.